AUGAUUCAGAACAAGGGUCUCAUUUUCAAGAAGGUGCCUGAGGGCUGGCCAAAGCCUGGCGAGGAUAUUGCUGUUGAAGACCGCCCAAUCGACCUCAACCAGGACCUGCCCGAGGGCUCUAUCAUUGUCAAGAACUUCUAUGCCUCGUUCGACCCUUACCAGCGUGGACGCAUGCGUCCUGCCGGAACAAAGUCAUACUCUCCUCCCUUUGAGCUGGGCAAGCCCAUGACCAACCGCUCCAUCUUCAAGGUCGUCAAGUCCAACAACCAAAAGUUCAGCGAGGGCGAAACUCUGAUUACCAUGGGCGUCACCCCCAUUGAGGAGUACUCCGUUCUCGACAAGGCCGCCGUUGACAUCUGCAAGAAGCUCGAGAACCCCUACAACCUGGACCCCAAGUUCUUCCUCGGUCCCCUGGGUAUGCCCGGUCUAACCGCCUGGUCCUCCUUCUACGAGAUCGGCCAGCCCAAGAAGGGCGAAACCAUCUUCAUCUCCGCCGCCUCCGGCGCCGUCGGCCAGCUCGUCGGCCAACUCGCCAAGCACGAGGGCCUAACCGUCAUCGGCAGCGUCGGCGACGACAAGAAGCUCGACUUCAUCAAGAACGACCUGAAGUUCGACGACGGCUUCAACUACAAGAAGGAAAAGCCCGCCGACGCCCUCGCCCGCCUCGCCCCCAACGGCAUCGACAUUUACUACGAAAACGUCGGCGGCGAGCAACUCGAGGCCGCCAUCAACGCCAUGAACACCUUCGGCCGCAUCAUCGCCUGCGGCAUGAUCUCCCAGUACAACGCCAAGCCAGACGAACUCUACCCCAUCCGCAACCUCAUGAACAUCGUCACCAAGCGCAUCACCAUGCGCGGCUUCAUCGUCGGCGACGCAAACAUGGGCCCCAAGCACGCCAAGGAGCACCAGGAGAAGCUGCAGAAGUGGCUCGCGGACGGUACCUUUAAGGCGCAAAUCAGCGUUACCGAGGGUAUUGACAAUGCGAUUGAGGGAUUCCUGGGUAUGCUCGAGGGAAAGAACUUUGGCAAGGCGGUUCUGCAGAUUGCGGAUUUGACCAACGAGUCGAAGAUCUAG
This is a messenger RNA of Bipolaris zeicola 26-R-13, 1074 nucleotides long. RefSeq lists its product as uncharacterized. The transcript has a single exon. Lineage: Eukaryota; Fungi; Ascomycota; Dothideomycetes; Pleosporales; Pleosporaceae. The coding region runs from base 1 to 1074 and encodes 357 amino acids. The record is from RefSeq and is a predicted model, not a curated record. Gene Ontology annotation, molecular function: oxidoreductase activity, acting on the CH-CH group of donors, NAD or NADP as acceptor.